Malaclemys terrapin pileata is the source of this 10005-nucleotide messenger RNA. Its product is annotated as granulocyte-macrophage colony-stimulating factor receptor subunit alpha-like. Bases 279 to 1538 code for a protein of 419 amino acids. The record is from RefSeq and is a predicted model, not a curated record. NCBI's taxonomy places the organism in Eukaryota, Metazoa, Chordata, Testudines, Emydidae. The transcript has 12 exons. Gene Ontology annotation, biological process: cytokine-mediated signaling pathway. Gene Ontology annotation, cellular component: external side of plasma membrane; membrane. Gene Ontology annotation, molecular function: protein binding; cytokine receptor activity.
UGAGAAUCCAACUGUAGGAGAUCCAAGCAGCCAAAAGCACUGCAGGAGAUUAAAGAAGUCCGGAAACUGCGAAGGAAAUGACCCAAAGAACUGUCUCAAUAUCAGUCUUGCAACACUUCCCAUGAAUUGGAUACUAUGCAAUGAUAAAUUAUUGUCGCGGCAGUACGACAGCUUCAGUCUCAAGCAUUUCAAUCAGACCCAAGACCCUAAGUUAAACGAGAUACCAAGCCUUUUGCAAGGAGGAGGUUUCAUUCCUGUCAUUUUCCAAGGAAAAAAGGAUGGCUGCCACUCUAGGAAUUUUUUCCAUGUUUUUUUGCGUUAUGUUAUUUCCUACGUUGCAUGCUGACAUUGUGUAUACAGGGUCGAAUUCAUCAUCCUCACCCAUUGCCAACUUGACGUUGAAUCCUGGAAAACUAAAGCUGACCUGGGACAGCAGUCUCAAUGAUACUGAAUACAGGUGUUCUAUGCAUGUAGGCGAGAGUAAGCAAACUGAGAAAAAGGUGUACAAUAAAACCUGCACGUUUAGCAGAGCCAAUGCUAAUCCUAUACAUAAGGGGGCAUUAUUCAAAGUUCAAGCAAUGUACAACAACAUUUCAUAUUCAGCAGAAGCAAGAUUCAUUCCUCAAGGCAUGAAUGGAACAUCUGUUGAAAAUUUCUCCUGUGUGAUUUACAACAUUUCCUUCAUGAAUUGCACUUGGAAGGCUGGCAGGAAUGCUCCAGAAGAUACCCGAUAUUUUCUUUUCUUUCAAUACUCAAAGGAAGAAGAUGAACAAGAAUGUCCACGUUACAUAAGAGAUGCACUUGGAAGACCUAUCGCAUGCAGUUUUCAAAAUGUGACAGACAUUAAAGAGAAAGUUUACUUCCUGGUGAAUGGGUCGAGCAACGAAUCGGAGAUUCAGUUUUAUGAUGAGUACAUCACACUAUAUGAAAUAGAAAUACUCACUCCUCCAUUAAAUAUCACAGUAAACUGUUCUGAAGACCAAGCAGGGUGUAUAGUGCGAUGGAAACGGCCCCAGCCAAGCCACAUGGAAGGAAAUGUAGAUCACUGCUUUGAGUAUCAAAUUGACAUUCGAAAUAAGAAUGCUAUUGCCAAUCCCAAGGAAAGCAGCAAUAGGUGUCCUAUGGUAACAGAAACAAGCUGCACAUUUCAGAAUUACGUGAAAAAAAAGUACACCUUGCAAAUCAGAGCAAAGGGAGGUUUAUGUCUCGUAAGCCAGAAUUGGGGGGAAUGGAGUGAGCCCAUUGAGUUUGGUAACCCAGAAGAUGCAGUUCUUACGACUACAGUUGUUUUACUCCUCAUAGCAUUUGGAACAAUCCCAGUGGCACUGGUCAUAUUUUUUCUGUGCAAAAGAUACUGCAGUUUGAAAAAAAUGUUUUCUCCAGUUCCGCAACCAAAAAACAAAUUUCAUGAACUUUUCCAAAUAUCUGAUAAAAAUAUACAGGUAAGUUUUCUUUAUGUAAAAUUUGUUGAUUGUAAGGAUCUAUCACAGACUGGAAGGUCUGACACAAAAAGUCGAGGUUUGCAUUUCAAUUUAUAAACAUUAAGAGAGUUUGAUGUGAAUUCUUCUUUGCUGUUGUUCAGUGUUGUGUGCUGUUACACAAUUGUUCCAGCCCACUGGUCCUCCCAUUCUAAUGCUGAGUGACUAUUGAUACCGGUCAAUUACAGGUAAUUCUGACUAGUGUCACGUGACUAGGGCCAAAACAUAAAGAUAAUUCUUUUGCCAGCCCUGCUGGGUUGCUUCUUCAUACGGUCUUAACAUGCUUGAGUAAGGACUGCAGAACUCCCAUUCACAUUAAUUGGAGUUUUGCCUGAGUAAAAACUGUAAGAACCAAAGUGUUUCACCCUUCUACAAUCUAUUUGGGUUAAUAGAAAACUAGACAACAGAGAGAUGUUCACAGACUGAGAAUAACUUUAUUUUUCUUUACCAUGUCUGGGAGAAAAACAGAAGUUCAGUAUUCAAAUUACCUCCUUUACUUUUAUUCAGUUUGACAUGGUUAGUUGACAUUUAGCUCUUGACCAUCACGUCAAUAGUGUUGAAAUAAACAUGAUUGGCUUUUAGCUGGAAGAUAUGAAUGUAUUGUUUUCUCGAAACAUCUUUUACAUUGCAAAACAAUGUAAUGUUGAUUUUGCCUUUGAGGUAUCAUAAUACUGGUGUACCAAUGUUGUUUUCCUCUUAAUGAAAACUCUCUAAUAACCAAGAGGUGGGGUUAUAAAGAAAAAUUAAAGGGGAAAAAAUGAAAUAAUUCCAUUAAAUGCCUUUAACCAUUAAAUGAAUAAACUGAAGUCUCAAGUGGUAAAUCUCUAGUUAAUCUCAUGAAUGAUACUAAGGCAGAUUUUUUCCCCUUCCUUCAAUAGAGGGAAUGGAUGGAUCUACCACCCGCAAAAUAUGAAAUGGAAGAAAUAACUACUGUUGAAGAAAUUAAAUAACUUCUAAAAGCAAAAUGAAGCACUUGGAUUCCCCAACUCAAACAACUACAAAUCCUCAUGGCAAUUUUGUAUGUUUGCACACUCGCUCCCUUUCUCUCCCCUACAAAUGUUGCCUAACACUUACAUUAUAAGUCCCUUUUUUCAGUUUCUUAUAACUUUGUCAAAUUUGAAUCAUUUGGACAGAAGCUUUUCCAUGCUGCGUGUCUGCUUGAGGGUGAAUAUUCUUGGAGUGUUUAAAAAAAAAAACAAACAUUUCAGUCAUUUGUUAGAACAACUUUAGGGGGGAAAAAUGUUAUUUUGCCCGUAUUAAAAGACCUCUUACAACCUUUUCAUUGACAAUCUCUAGUACCUCCCUGCUUUGAAACCUGUGGAAAUUCAGCAGGGGUGUUGCUGUGGUGACAGGAAUGUGCUUUAUUCAUCCUUAAGAAUAUCAACCCAAAUUUGGCCAAGAUAUUAACCGUUGAAAAAUCAUGGUUCACACAUGCUAAGUAUAGACUUGUUAAAGAGUUUGGCAGCCAAACUUCUUUAGGUCCUCACAUCAGACUAUGUCUAAAUCUCGGUGAUUCUUUCUGCGUAACAUCUCUAAGAUACAUCUUUUUCUAUCCAUCCUCACAGCUAAAAUUCUAAUGCAGGCCCUCAUGAUCUUACGACUUGAUAAUUAUUUUUCUCUGGCAUUAAGAAAUGCAACCUUUACCCACUUUUAUCCAUUCAGAAUGCUGCUGCAAAGAUCAUUUACUUAGAUCCUAUCCCAUUUAUACUGCUGUUCACUCUUUUAGUUGUCCAAUCGCUGCUAACCUUUCUGGUGAAAACUGAAACAAAAAAGGCAUUUAAUACAUGGGCCAUUGCUGUGUUUUCUGUUAUUGUCUUUCCCUCCUCAUUGAAUAGUGGGCCUACCAUAGAAUCAUAGAAUAUUAGGGUUGGAAGAGACCUCAGGAGGUCAUCUAGUCCAAUCCCCUGCUCAAAGCAGGACCAACUCCAACUAAAUCACCUCAGCCUAGGCUUUAUCAAGCCAGGCCUUAAAAACCUCUAAGGAUGGAGAUUCCACCACCUCAGAUAACCCAUUCCAGUGCUUCACCACCCUCCUAGUGAAAUAGUGUUUCCUAAUAUCCAAUCUAGACCUCCCGCACUGCUACUUUAGAUCAUUGCUCCUUGUUCUGCCAUCUGCCACCACUGAGAACAGCCUUGCUCCAUCCUCUUUGGAACCCCACUCCAGGUAAUUGAAGGCUGCUAUCAAAUCCCCCCUCACUCUUCUCUUCUGCAGACUAAAUAAGCCUAGUUCCCUCAGCCUCUGCUUGUAAGUCAUGUGCUCCAGCCCCCUAAUCAUUUUCGUUGCCCUCCGCUGGACUCUCUACAAUUUGUCCACAUCCCUUCUGUAGUGCUGGGACCAAAACUGGACACAAUACUCUAGGUGUGGCCUCACCAGUGCCGAAUAGAGGGGAAUAAUCACUUCCCUCGCUCUGCUGGCAAUGCUCCUACUAAUACAGUCCAAUGUGCCAUUGGCCUUCUUGGCAACAAGGGCACACUGCUGACUCAUACCCGGCUUGACAAAGCCCUGGCUGGGAUGAUUUAGCUGGGAAUUGGUCCUGCUUUGAGCAGGGGGUUGGACUAGAUGACCUCUUGAGGUCCCUUCCAACUCUGAUAUUCUAUGAUUCUAUAAUUCUAUGAUUCUCAUCCACUGUAAUUCCCAGGUCCUUUUCUGCAGAACUGCUGCUUAGCCAGUUGGUCCCCAGCCUGUAGUGGUGCAUGGGAUUCUUCCUUCCUAAGUGCAGAACUCUGCACUUGUCCUUGCUGAACCUCAUCAGAUUUCUUUUGGCCCAAUCCAAUUUGUCUAGGUCACUCUGGACCCUAUCCCUACCUCCGCCAGUUUAGUGUCUACCUCUUCCGCCAGUUUAGUGUCAUCUGCAAACUUGCUGAGGGUGCAAUUGAUCCCAUCAUCCAGAUCAUUAAUAAAGAUGUUGAACAAAACCGGCCCCAGGACCAACCCCUGUUCUUGGUUUUUCUCUUGCUUCUAAUUUAUUUGUAAAAUGUUUUCUUGUUAUACUUUAUGUCCCUAGUUAGGCCAAGGAACAAAAUGAGAUUAAACUUUCUAAUUUUGUCCCUAUAUGCUUGUGUUGGGUUAUUUUAAUUGUAACCCUUCUGACAGGUGGAGCCGGCAGCAGCCAGGGCAGGGUUAAAUAUCUAGGGGUUCCUUUUCCACAAUACAACACAGAACCAGCUUGAGCCUCCACCCAAUAACAUGGGAAAAUUACACAUCACCCCGGGCUGCCUGAAAGACAAUACUUCUCCACUCGCAAGCACACAGUCUGAGAGUAGAAAAGAAACUUUUAAUGAAAGGAGAGAAGUCACUCAACAAUAAUUAGGCAAAAUGCCAGAAGCAGGAUUCAUAAACCUAAAACUGUGAGCAGGACACACACCCCUCCCCCCCAGAGUGCGUGGGGCAGCGUCUUCUGCCUCAUGUUCUACAACCAAAAGUUCCUUUACUGUGCCCCGCUCUGCUCCCUCACCAUAUCCCACUCACAGUAGUUGUCCUUGGUCAGUGAUGACCCAGGGUUCAGAGGAGCAUCUGUAUGAGUCCACCUCCCACCUGGCGAAAAAGACACCUGGCUUGCUCCGCCAUCUGAGCACUUGCUCUGGCUGGCCACGUUGCCAGCCGCUGCUCCUCACCACCUGGCCGCCCUGCCAGCUGCUGCUUUUUGUUGCCUCCCGCCCGGCAACUGCUCACCACUUUUGCCGGCCAACUGCUUUCCACUUUCACUGGUCACUCCUUCCGGCCGCCCAUCAGUCACCUUCUGCUGCCACUUGCCUUUCUACUGUGACCUCUGUAGAUCAGUCUCUUAGUGAUUUUUUUAAGCUCUCAGUAGGUUGGGCAGAAACACUGCUCUAACACAAGUGAUUUCAGCUCUCAUUGAGUACUUAGCAUAACAAAAGGCUCCUAAUGAAGCCUAUUUAGCUUGAUUUUUAAACACUGGGGAGGAACAAGUUAAACCAGACCAGGGACCCUUAAGGAGAGUCCACAUCUCCUGGCUGGGAUACCUAUCCCCACCCCUCUUAUUUUCACAAGGCUCUGGCAUUUGAGCACCUGGCUUAACGAGGUCCUUUCAGCUGAGGCUGACCCCCUCAUUUGGACCCUAAUCACAGUCCUGCUCCCCUUUAUUCAUACAAGGACAACAACAUCGAUAACAGCAUUUCAUUCCCCUGUAUUCACUACUAAAGUGAUUUGUAACCCAACAUCGGCCAAAGUUGAUCACUUUGAGCAACACCACACUAUCUGCUGGAUAUCUAAGCAGAGUAGGUGUGUUCGUACAAAUAGUUUGCUCCUGAAGUCUCUCUCUCCCAGCUGUCAGGGGAGAGUUCAUUCAGACCUUGCUUACAUCAUAUUCAUCCUUUGUAAUUAGGCCUAGUUUCCACUCUUUGUAUGACUCUUUUUCAAGUUUCAGGUCAUCAAAGAUCUCUUGGUUAAGCCUAAUAACUAGGUCAACAUACAGUAUUCAUAAAUUAUUAAAGUGGCUCUACUUCCAUCAGCCUUUUCCUGUAAGUUUCCUCCUAGCAGCUAGGAGACACUGUGGUGCCUGACACAGGAAUUGAGAGCAGGGAGACUCUCCUGUGCUCUCUCUGACAUCCAGGAGGAAUCAGCCUGAUUGGAAUGGAGAGGGGGCAGAGACAGGGUCCAGGAGGGGCUAGGCCAGGGCAGAGAGAGCCUGUACUGCAGCAGGGUUGAAAUGGGGCAGGCUUUGGAGGGAUGGGGAUAAGGAUUGAGACCAGCUGAAGGAGUGCAUUCUAAGGGCAGGGGCAGAUAGAAUAAAAAGGGAAAGUGUCUGUAACCACUAGAGAACACUCCCCCCACCCUCCCCGAGCCUGGACUAGAAUCAGAGAUUCUUGAGUCUGAUCAUUCUUCUGCUGACUAGCAAAUAUUUAUGAAACCCACUGGCAAAGUGUCUCAUCUCACUUUUGUGGCUGGUCCACAUAGAAAAUCACCACCAGCAACUGCUAUCAGUUACUCCACUGUAUUUUAAGCGGUAGAAAUCAGUGUUCUGGAUCUAAAGGUUACAGUCUUUGCUUAUAACCCAUGUAAAGGGUCUAUAUGGUUCCACACAAUUCAAUUUGUUAAGUUUAUUUUCAGUUUGUUUUUUUGGUUUUUGAAACCUAGGAAAUUCAUACAACUGUUAAAAGAAAAUUAACAUACAUUGCAAAGCAGUGCACUCAUAAAUAAGGAAAUGCCUGAAUAAAGGCUGCCUGUCAAACCUAAAUUUGACCCCUUGUGCAUAAGUAUUGUGAUAGUCUUUAAUGAUAUGAUCAUAUUCUAUAUUUUUCCCACAAGACCAGAGGUUCAUUUGGUGUGCAAGACCGAUGUUGCUCACUGAACUGAUGGCUAUUCAACAUUUUUUUUUAAAACUCAGUAUUAAACAUGUGCUUACAUCUGUUUCACAAACAUUAACACAUUUAUCUUCAUAACAGGUCAGUGAAGAAAGGUGGUAUUACUAGCCCCUUUACAUAAGUGCAACUGGAGAGCAGAAAAAAAAUAAGGCUAAAACGGUCACAUGUCCACUAAUUUUGGAUGCCCAACUUGAGAUAUCUAGGGCCUGAUUUUUCAGGGUGCAUGUCCUAUUCCCAUUAAACUGAGUUGGUAUAUACAUAACCAGGGUGGUAAAAAAAAAAAAAAGAUUCAUAAUGUCCAGUGAAACACAUCUGUGAAAAUUAAGAGGGAGGAAAGUAUUAAAUAUGCAUAUAAUUGAUAUAUUUAAAGGCCAGCUUUGUGAAGACUGGCUAGUUUUUAUACUUUUUGAAAUUUUCUAUUAUUUAGCAUGUACAGCUGAUCCAAAAGACUGAGUAAUGGCAGUAGUAGGUGAGUUCCAAUUAUAAACUCUUUUGGAGUGUACAUUUCUGAACCUCUCACUGCUGUCCAUUUUCCUAGGGCUAUUUUUUUUUUUUUUAAGUUUAAACUGUGAUUGGAUACAUUUGAAUAGAAAUUGGUUGUUGCAAUAAUACAGAAAACAAAAGUUUUUAAAUGUCUCAUUUAUUGUUUGAGUUCUAUGUUCCCAUACUGUAUAGUCACACAAAGCUGCUGUUGCUAAAUAUGAUAAAGAAUCAUAGAAAGCAUGAAAAGUGAUACAGGCUGUAAUUUACAGCAGAGAUGAAGCAGAUGCAAGUUCCAUCAACACUCCCUUAAAAAUUAGGUCCCCUCCUCUAGUUUGAGUAUAUAUAUAUAUAUAUAAUACAUAAAAAUAUAUAAUAUAUAAACAUUUCAAUACCAUUCCAAUCAUAGUGGCUGCUCCAGUGCUAGCAGCAGAUUUUGGUCUUUUCUUACUGUGGAGUGCUGACAAUUACUUAGUGUACCUUUUGUAUUCUCUCCACCUUCAUUACCAAUGGCCCCUAAUGGAGGCAACUAGGAUGGAUCCUGUUUACUUAUUAAAGCAGUUAAAAAGUCUUGACAUCUGAAACAGCAGCUUGAACUGAGAAACCAACACCACAGGAGCUGCCAGCUCUGCACAAACUAGUAUGAGAAAUAACACCAUUAAGUAUGUUCAAGAUAAGAACCAACAUACUUGCUAGCAGUAAUACCUACAGGAGUUAAUCAUGUUUGUUACUGGAAGAUGUACCAUGUAUCUAAGGAAUGUGAUUACAUUACAUAAAAACCUUAAAAUCAAUGGCUAACUGGUAAUGGAAGAAAUCCAGCUUUAACUCUGAGAAAUGUCUGUGAACCUCAAGCCUCCAGAGGAAAUAUCAUUAGCUAAAUCAUAGACCAAGUGGCCUGAGCAACUAGUGCCCAGGGUUAUACUAUAGGUUAUACCAGGGGUGGUCAAAAUACGGCCCAUGGGACAAAUCUGGCCCGUCUUAACAUUUCUGUCCGGCCCACCAGGCUCUUUGGCUGCAUCCUCGUGACCUCCAGGUCGCUAAAAGUCCCGUGGGAGUUGCGGGGCCAAUGCUUGCAGGCACCAGCAGCACACGGAGACCUGCUGCCCCCCUCCCACCAAGGGGCAUGCAGAGAUGUGCCAUGGUGCCAACAGCCAGCCACUUCCGGGAGCAGCGUGGGGCCACAGCCUGCAGGAAGCCUGCCUAAGCCCUGCUGCACUGCCAGCCGGGAGCCACCUGUAUAAGCACCUCCCAGCCAGAGCCUUCACUUCACACCCCCUUCCGAACCCCAACCCCAGGUCAGAACCCCCUCCUGCACCAAACUCCCUCCCAGAGCUCAAACCCCAACACUGCACCAGCCCAGAGCUCCCUCCUGCACCCAAACUCCCUCCCAGACCUGAACCUCUUCCAUUAACAUAGUAGAAAUGUGUGGCCCCUGAGGACAUAUCAAAAUUCAUGGAGUGGCCCCCCAUGAAAAUUAUUGCCCACCCCUGGGUUAUAUUAAUGGUUCCCAACCUUUUCCCAUUGGAGGAGUGCGCCUGUGUCUUAAAAGACCUCACACCAUACCACAACAUAUUUUUCCAUUUGUGAAGGGGGGGAAAAUGGUUGAGGCUUUUGGAGGUGGGGGAUGUUAUUUUCUUUUUCCUGUUUCCCUCCUAUGUUCUCUACUUCGCAAAGCAGGUUUUUUUUUUUGGGGGGGGGGGGUGAGGGAAGAGGGGAAUACAUCAGGCCUCUGUACAUCAUAAAAAUGUAAAAGGUCAACCCAUUUUAGAGCUGAUAAUAAAAAAGUAUGACUUUUCUCAGUAAGAGGAACAAAAAGAGGUUUCCAUGUUUAUCUUUAUUAUAUCGAUGCUGCCAAUUAUGAAAAGGAGUAUUUGCCUUCCACAACUGCCAAUUCAACUUGGGAUUGACAGCCAUAUAGGGUCUUUACUCCUCACACACUAUUGUCCCCAAUAAUAAAGAUCAUGCAGGUUCUAUUUUGCUUGUCACACAUGUAAGUUACGCCAUCAGUAAUAAUGCGCAACACAAAUUGCCUUUGGUGUAUUUGGACAAAUAUAAUUGACUAGUAAACCAUGCCAUUGAUGCAGAAAACACAGCUUUCCCCCAAAAAAGUUAUUUAUACUGUACUGAGAAAAACAAAAACUUGUUGUGUGAAUGACAAGACUAGAUAUCUGUGGACAAAUUGCUUAGCCCUGUGCUAAGUGCAGCAAAGAGAGAAGGCACAGCCUGGAUGACAAGGGGAACAAAUGAUCUAAAUUACUUCCGUGCUGUAGAGUGUUUUAUAGGGGCUGAACCAUUACAGCAAGAGGGGGCGAUUAAAGUACAGAUGGCUUAUGCUGGCCAUACACAGCUCCUCCACCAAGGAAAUUAAGUCUGCCUGUUACAGUUCUUUUAUAGCCUUUCCACUUCAAGUAUUCUACACAGUCCUUUAGAUUACUAUGGAAAUCAAGCGUCUCCCUCCCCUACAAAUGUUAUCCCAAAACAAAUUUAAGCUCAAUUUAAGUUUCACCUUCCUCUGAAGCAUUCAUUGAUCAAAACUAAUCCAAGGGCGAUACCAGAUACUAUGAACAUACAUAAGUGUUUUCAAGCAGUCAUUGCUUACCGGGAACAGUAAUGCCUUUACAGUGAAAUGUGGACAGGUCACCCAACUUAACACAUAUUUAGGUCUUGGUGAAAAGCUUGGUUAUUUAAAAACAAACACAUAAAAAACUAAUACUCCCUUGCCU